Polyodon spathula (Mississippi paddlefish) is the source of this 3435-nucleotide messenger RNA. Its product is annotated as aryl hydrocarbon receptor-like. The transcript is spliced from 11 exons. Gene Ontology annotation, biological process: regulation of transcription by RNA polymerase II. Lineage: Eukaryota; Metazoa; Chordata; Actinopteri; Acipenseriformes; Polyodontidae. Gene Ontology annotation, cellular component: nucleus; aryl hydrocarbon receptor complex. The record is from RefSeq and is a predicted model, not a curated record. The coding region runs from base 273 to 1934 and encodes 553 amino acids. Gene Ontology annotation, molecular function: transcription cis-regulatory region binding; nuclear receptor activity; protein dimerization activity.
GUGUCGAGAUGGAGGAAGCGACACCUAUUCCCAGCUGAAAACGUUCAUUAAUCUUGGGCGUUGUCAUCAGAACUUUGGCUGGCUUUUUUAGGUACAGUCAGAAAAAAAACCUUGUAUUUAUUAUUGUCCAGAUUUUACAAAGAAUAUAAAACCCUGGGAAAUGGUGCAUUAAAGAGAAGACCGCUGCUGCAUUGGAUUAUUGUAUUGUUUAUUUUGUCCCAAAUUCCAAACCUCUGCAGAAUUUGUACGUGAAUUUGAUGAAAAGCUGAAGCAUGGCGAAAGCAAUGCUGUAUGCAGGCAGGAAGAGAAGUCGGCCUGUAUCAAGAGGCAGUAAGCCGUUGCCUCUAGAUAGAGUGAAGACGAACCCUUCAAAGAGACACAGGGACCGGCUAAACACCGAACUGGAGCGCCUGGCCUCGCUGCUGCCUUUCCCAGAGCACAUCACCAACAAACUGGACAAACUCUCCAUCAUGAGGCUUGCUGUCAGCUUCCUGCGAGCCAAGGCCUUCUUUGGUAACUCUUUGCAGAAAAAAUACCAAGUUCCUGCCCUCCUUUCACCACUGACAGUCAACCAAACAAGUAUAAACCAACAGGGGGUGCCAUCCCCUGGUUUCAUGGUGCCAGAGGGAGACCUGCUGCUCCAGGCAGUGAAUGGUUUUGUGCUGGUCGUGACGGGAGAGGGGACUAUCUUCUACACCUCACACACCAUUCAGGACCACCUCGGCUUCCACCAGAGUGAUGUGAUCAAUCAGAGUGUGGAUGAGCUGAUCCACACGGAGGACAGAGAGGAGUUCAACAGGCAGCUGCACUGGGCACUUGAUCCACCCAAGAAAGCAGGAGGAGAGAGGUACACCAGUGACCCAGCGAUGCUGUACCAGCCCACACAGCUGCCCCCAGAGAACUCACCCUUCUUUGACAGGAGCUUCGUCUGCCGAAUGCGCUGCCUGCUUGACUCCAACUCUGGCUUCUUGACCCUGCACUGUCAGGGGAAGCUGAAGUUUCUCAAUGGUAUGAACAGGAAGUCCCAGAGUGUGGACAAGGCCCCCUCCCAGCUGGCCCUCUUUACCAUCGCAGUUCCGGUCCAGCCACCUGCCAUCAUGGAGAUCCGGACCAGGAGCCUGGCCUUCCGCAGCAAACACCAGCUAGACUUCUCUCCCAUUAGCAUUGAUGCAAAGGGGAAACUGCUUCUUGGCUGGACGGAGGCUGAGCUGAAGACUCAUUCUGGAUAUUAUUUCAUACACUUUGAUGACAUUUUGUACUGCGCUGAGAACCAUUUGAAGAUGAUGAAGACAGGGGAUAGUGGGGUGACAGUUUUCCGCCUUCUCACAAAGAAGCAUACGUGGAUUUGGAUCACUGCUAUCGCCAGAGUGACUUAUAAAGAUGACAAACCCGACUGCAUCAUUGCGACUCAACGGCCACUGACAGAUGCUGAAGGAGAGGAGCACCUUCUCAAGAGAGCAAAGCAUGACAAGUUCUUGCUGGACAAGCAGUCUCUGUUGUACAACAGUAGUGAUCUCUUGAGCCUGCAGGCCAGCAGGUGUUGCCAGCAGGUGGAGAUAGAGGGACACGCUGCAGAGAGGCACUUUGACCCUAGCAGCAUCCUGGCAGACCCUCUUCAUCAGGAUCAAGUUUCCUAUAUCUACCACCCCCCCGAGGAGUCUGCACCCUUCCUGUCCCCUUCCACCACCCCUUCCUCUUCCCCAGGCCUGCAGACCGAGAAAGCAACCUGGCCAGAGCUCCCUGCAGAUGUGAGCAUCUGGGAGAUGUUGUGGCGGUACGGGUUGAGUCAAGAGGACCUGGAGCUCAUCCAAAUGGAUGAUACUAUGGUGGUUCACCCCGGAGAGUUCUUACCACAUGGUGUCACAAAUGUCUCCGGCCCCGAUCCCAGCCAGAACGUGCAUUGCACAGGACUCUCCUGCACCAGCGUCCAGUGAAAUAAAAUAAAACAGACUAAAUAUAAACACAAACCUUUUUAUUGGAGUUUUCAGUCUUCCACUCCUCCUCCUAUCUCUGACUCUUGAUUCUUCAUGUCUUUGCUCCACUGUUCAUGAAUUAGCCCUUGUCUCAAAAGGCAAAACUGUGAACUAUUGCAUGAAAGGACCUUGAGAUUGUAAUAGGCAGAAUUUAAGUUUCCAGUUCUAAUCAUCACCGUACAAAAAAGAUAUUGCACUUAAGAAAGAAGAAAAAGGUGAUUGCAGUGUUUUAAAAGGACAAGUCAGAGUGAAGUACUUUGAGGUAGGAAAUCCUGGCUUUGAAUCAAAGCUCAGCUAUAAUUAUGGUUUUAGUUCAACAGUGCUCUAGAAACAGUAGCCCACUGAUGGAGCAUCUGAGCUGGACUGUCUGAGGGAAGUGUGUAUCAUGGUUGGUGUGAUUUGCGGGCCAACAGUUUUGGCCUAACCUCUUUGCCUAAAGACAUCUCUCAGACUAGUCUGUUCAACAAGGGCAAGUAAAAUAAUCCAUAACCUGAGGAUGAAUAAAUGAUAAGGCUGUAGACAUGGAUCUAAAUUUGCUAUGUCUGGGGUUACCUGUAAAUGUUUUCAGUAGCCUUUCAAAAAGUAAAUAAUGAUCCCAUCCACACACUGCUACAUAUGUACAGCGUGGAGUUCGCACUUUGUGCAGCACUUUUGUUUCACAGCAGAAGUGAUCUGAGGUAGAUUUACAGUAGGUGAUAUUGGCAGGAUCUCUGGAACAUUUGUGUGGCAGGCUAAGCAGCUACCUGUGUUCAAUUUUCAGAGGUAGUUUGAUUUGUGUGCUGGUAGUGUGGCCCACACUGUAGCUCUUACCCUGGUCGCACCAGAGAGGCCAGGAUCCCAGAUUUCUGUUAUGAACUUCCAGCCAUGUCAACAGACCUUUGAUACACUAGCCAGGAAUUUUGUCUGAUAGGAAACUGUCUCUCACUGUUGGUUUUGCACACAAGCAGUUUUACCUUAGAAAAACACAGUAUGCCUGUCCUAUAGAGUUUAUCUGGUAGUCUCUCUUGGGCUUUUUCAAUGCAGUCAUUUCCUGGCUCCCAUCUCUCUGCAUGUGCAAGUCAACAUUAAAUAAUUAAUGACUUAUUGAUUUGAGUUAUAGAGAUGCUUCCAAAGAUUUUGUUUGCUCAGCCUUUGUGUUUUCAAUGAGACAAACGCUUGAGGCUGGCAGAUGUUUCACAUUGCUGUCUAGAUGCUGAACUGUUUUGCAAACCGAAUACAGUCACUAAAACUAGGUUAAUCAUUCACUGAAGAGAUCAAUCAUUAAUAUCCUGUGCAACCAUUGUCCAUGUGUAAAUAUUAUUUUAAUCAUAUAUAUAUUCUUGAAUGUAAGCUAUAACAUUGUUAUCUUUAAAACACAGUGUCAAAAUCCUGUCUUUGCAGUUAGAAGAAUAAUUUUCUAUUAUUAUUAUUUAGAAAUAUAAUUUCUAUUAUAUUAUUUCUUUCAAAGGGGCUCAUUUAAACC